AUGCUCUUCAAAUAUCUUCCUGUUUUGGCUUCAUUUCUCAUUCUCAACCUCGAUCGUGUAUCCGGGGAAGCAGAAACGGCGAACGGUCCAGUUGAGUUCGUGUGGCCAGAGCAACGUACUUGGUAUGCUGCGUGGCAAAAUAACAGUCCCUGUGGAAGAAAUGAUGGAACGGUUGGGAACCGCACAGAUUUUCCUUUGGACUCAGGGAAAGUUGCACUUGUGGCAUCCGGAGAAACCUGGGAUGUCGUUGUUCGCAUAGCAUAUAUGGACAAGCCAACCACUCAAUCGGAUUUUACUACCCAGAUUUUACAUACAGUCUCCGAACUUGAGGCCGGACAUCAGUGUUACACCACACCAGACUCUCCAUCCGAUAUUGAAGCUGGUACAAACGCGACAAUCCAGCUUGAAUAUACCUCAACAUACGAUGGGAGUGGGAACGAAACAUUUUAUGCUUGUGCAGAUAUUACUUUCAUAAAAGAGAGUGAUUUUACUACAAGCGUCUCCUGUUUCAACGCUACUGUCACUGGUCCCUCUACCGAGGGCAUUGCGAGCUCUGUCGCAACAUCAGCUGCAACUUCUACAGCGACAGCUUCGUCGUCUACUACCUCAGACUCGUCAUCGUCGGGUUCUAGUGGGCUGUCUAAAUCAGCUGUUGCUGGUGUUGCAGUCGGUUGUAUUGCGGGUGGUCUAGCUUUGGUUGGACUUGCUGUAUUCUUGUUGAUAAAGAAAUGCUCGUAUAACCCUCGAUUCAGAGGAAGAGAAAGUGUCGAAAGCGUUAGAUUGAGUACGAUUGAUGAUAAGAUCACACUGCAGAAGAGCUCGGUAUAG
Molecule: messenger RNA, 828 nt
Organism: Botrytis deweyae
Lineage: Eukaryota; Fungi; Ascomycota; Leotiomycetes; Helotiales; Sclerotiniaceae
Exons: 4
Coding region: 1-828 (275 amino acids)
Source: RefSeq, a predicted model, not a curated record